GGAAGACGAUCCGUAGGAUGCAGGGGAAGAUUCGUAUUAACAAACCGAUGCGAUCACUUGAGAGACUCAUGCUGUACGGAAAACAGACACAUCGGAUGAAGAAAGCCUCGCACAAUGACGAGGGUUUGCCGUAGCAAUAUUGUCGUCGACGUGUGGGACAAAAUGUUGAAUCUAUGAAUCUAUUUGCCCAUGCAGUGUGUCUGCGUGAGAAGUGAUUUUGUAGUCGUUCUUCUUCAGACUACUUGCUGAUGUCCGUUAUAACGCAUCAACCAUGCCUCGUGCCGUGGCAAGGAAACAUACGCCCGUCGCAUACUCACCGUCCUCCUAUGUCAAACAGAAAGUUUCCAGAGCAGUCAGGUCUGUCUUCACGCUGCUACGCCGGGCCUCGAUUGCACUAGGAGCAUUCAUCGUCUGGCUCCUCAGUCUGGUCACCUAUCUCAAUGUCUUACCGACCAUCUCACGAUGCCUGAAGCCUCGCCGACAACUCAGGAAGAAACAGUACGAGGUCAAUGACAGCGUGACAUACGUGUCUGGCUUCCGAGAUAGACUUCUUCAGUUCGUCAGCACAGAAUCAGCCAAUAGGAAACGUCUGCUGCGAUGGGUCAAAGAGCAAGCGCCAAGUCUCCAACACGUGACCGACCUGUCCAGCCAAUGGUGUGACGGUAGGUCACUCUGUGUGCUCAUCAAUGCAGUUGUGCCCGGCACGUGUCCCGGCCAUGACUUGCUACGGCGGGAACACGCCGUCAACAACUGCAGACUGGCCAUGCGACUGGUGCAACGAAACCUGGGAAUUAAAGAGCCUAUGACACCGGACGAGAUGGCAGAUGCUAAGCGUAUCAACGAGCGGAAGAUGACGCAGUACAUCAUCAGUAUGCAGAACGCCAGCUUCAUCCCUAUAGAGGAACCGGAGACCCCCAUCAAACUUGUGGAGGGUGGUGGCGGUCCAAUAGAACCGGCCAUCGAGAAGGAAUGCAGCGCGAGCGGCAGCGGCCUGGUCGUGGCUGUGGUCGACAAGAGAGCCCGGUUUACUAUUACCACCCAGACGUACAAGUACAAGAACCUGUACGUAGAGAUCACCGGGCCCAACAGAGAGAAAGUCCGCAGGAAGAUUGUGACUACCAAGGUGACUCGAGGAGUUUUGAUGAAUGGUGAGUCUAGCCAGUCCAGCAAGGAUGAACAACACCCUGAAGAUGACGGUCCACCGGAGCCCAUACCUCUGGAUUAUCAAGUUAUCAAACCGGGGUCGUAUCAGGUUAACUACAUACCGAGGAGCUUAGGGAUGUACCAAGUGGCAAUCACAUGGGGCGGGGAGCACAUCAAGAACAGCCCGUUCAAAGUGCGGUCCACCACGGCUAAGAACAUCGAGCAGACUGCCGUGCGAGCCAGCCCAGGCAUUGUCAAAGCAGUGUCGUUCCAGGAUGAUCAUGACGUAGCGGCGGAGCAGGAGGGAGGGUCCGAGCAAACACCCCCCUCGGACACUGAGAGUAACUCGACCAGGUCCCGUCGACAGUCCCUGGUCAGACAAGCACAUAUCUCCCAGCUGCGAGACUCCUACGAGAGUACGAGUACAUCCCCCUUCAGCAGCAUGUGUAGCAGUAUGGUCAGCAGCAUGGAUCACAGUAUGGAUAACGCUUCUGAUGUGUUCUUGCCCAAUCACCACGGUCAUCCAGCCGGGACUCACCCGUUCCUGUCUCGCCACAACUCUUCGGUGAGUACAGGGUCUUCACGCAGCGGCUCCAUACUUAGCAGAAGUAGCUCCAUCAUGUACAGCACCGAACGGCCACCCACUGUGAAGACUCGAAGGAAAGUCAUUCGGAGAAUCAUUAAAGGUGCUGGAGGCACGGAGGAGGUGACCUAUCCUAACAUUCGAAGCUCCUCCAUUUUAUCCUCAUCUCAGAUGUCUAGCAUGACCAGCACUCCUUCCAUAUCCACCUCCAUGAGUAUUGAUGACCGAUCUCCCAAGUUCAGCACAUCUUCUUCCUCGUCUGCGGCUAGUGCCUCCUUCGCACGUUCACAAAGCGCCAAGAACGUCGACCAUUCUGAGAAAUACGCCGACCACAUGUCCAAGAUCCUCAUCGGUAGUGCGCUCAACGAAAUUUCGAGGCAGGUGGCCACGAAUCUGAUGGCCAAGCGCCAGGCUAAAGACGAGAGUGACAAGAGAGAUGCCCACCUUCAGACGGACAAGAAACCGCCUUGUGGACACAGUCCGAGCAGUUCCAGGGAAGUUAUUCCAUCCAGAACAAAGCCGAGUGCCGUCGAUCACAAGCCACAUUCAAUUCCGCAAGAGUUAGCUUCAGACGCAAACACAACCCGUGGCGCUGAAGCUGAGAAGCCACACAAUGUUUCAGAGCAAUCCGGACAACCAUCGAAGCAAACUGAGAACCCUGCAAGUCUUGAUCAGUAUCUGAAGUACCGAAAUGAGUUCUUACGAAGCUUCGAUAAAGACACUCAUCCAACCGAUCCGACACCUCAAAAGACAAACGAGGACAAAUCAGAAGGGACACAAACAGUUGCAAGACCACGGCAGGUGCCAAGCAAUGUAAAACCCACCCACACGCCAGCAGGACAUAUCCGAAAAACACACAAAAAGAGGAAGGAGGAUAAGGCGACACAGUGCACCGCCCAGGACAUCAAGACAGCCACGGGGUGGAUAAGCAGACGCAACGUGUACAGAAACGCCCACGUCAACAGCAGGCAGAAAGACAGCAACGGUGACAGCGCCCUGGGGGAGAGCGAAGGGUCUGUUGUCAACUCAUCCAGCGACAAAGACAACGCGCAUCCUGCAACCAACAAGGUUGUUCGCAGACCGACUGACCAACCACCAGUGCCAGGACCGACCCAGCCACGGGGAUCUGAGAGCAGCACACGGCAGGCUGAUCUUGACCCAGGCGGAAGGACCAUCGGUGCCCCGGUGCAACACAGGAGAGGCCGAUCUGGAACACAGAGCUCCAGCCAAGGUCGACAGUCGACUUUCGACAGUGGCUUCUCUGAUGAAAACGGACACAUCGUCGGGCAGGAGCACAGGCGAAAUGCAGACGAUAUCAGAGGUCGACGCCUAGGACCACUGGUGAACGGUAAACCGGACAGAGGCAAUCGAUCAUCUACUCCGGACAACCAGAUCGGUCUAGAUCGCGAUGAGAACAUGAGAAGCACGGCAACAAACUCAAAUGUUGUUGCGAUCCAAAAAGACAGCAACGAACAAAGUGCGGAGGAACAAACUGACGUCCGAAACAUUCCCAUACAGAUAGUGCCAGCGUCACCCAUCACCCCCCUGAAUGACCAUUUCAAAAAUGAAUCAAGUAAUCAGGGAACCAUCGCUGAGGAUGUCUUGAGAUUUUCGUCGGACAAUGACAGUGACAAGGAAGAGUUUGUGUCCGGUCAGCAUCUGAGCGUUGAGCCACUUUGCCUUGACAGCUCGACUGCCCCAACGCCUGGUGACUCCUCCGUUGGAAACAUCUCAACACCCGAGGAAGACGUUACGUUCACGGACUGUAAGUCAAACACCAGCAGCGGCAUACCCGGCGGGAAAUCCCCCUCGGCGCUUUUCGACAACUUUGCCGGCGGUGUCUCAGCGGGUGAAGCCCUGGAAGACACCGAGACACUGAGGGAGAUGUCCCUGGACGUCAUGCUUCAGAGCCUUGAGAACGAUCCCGAUUACUCGACAAGGGAGUUUCUGCGCAAGUACCGGCCGAUGAUGGAGGACGAAUUGGGAAUACUGUCCCAACUGCCGACUACGGAGCCCGACGGAGACCAUCAGGAGUACCAGAAAGAGAAAGCUGAUGUGUCCAGUUUCCAAGACAACAGGACAGCAUCCAAGGAGGAGAGUUUGGCAGCAUUGAGUCAACCCAUACCGGAAAGAUGCCAUGCCUCAGGAGUGGGACUGUAUAAUGGUAUCGUCGGGGAAAAGAACAAUUUUCAGGUUCGAACGCUGUCGGCUGGAGACGGCUCCCUCAGCGUCACUAUCCGUGGACCGCGCCCUCACACGGUCAACGAGACCAAUGUGGUCUACACAGGAGACGAUCUGUAUGAGAUCAUCUAUGACGUCAGUCUGGCCGGCUUCUACGUCAUUUCCGUUAAGUGGGGCGACAAGCAUGUCCCCGACAGUCCCUUUAUCGUCAAGGUCACAUUCUAGGAAUG
Messenger RNA from Patiria miniata (bat star), 4137 nucleotides. Its product is annotated as serine-rich adhesin for platelets-like. The transcript has 5 exons. Gene Ontology annotation, molecular function: actin filament binding. NCBI's taxonomy places the organism in Eukaryota, Metazoa, Echinodermata, Asteroidea, Valvatida, Asterinidae. The record is from RefSeq and is a predicted model, not a curated record. Gene Ontology annotation, biological process: actin cytoskeleton organization. The coding region runs from base 272 to 4132 and encodes 1286 amino acids.